Molecule: messenger RNA, 6705 nt
Organism: Perkinsus marinus ATCC 50983
Lineage: Eukaryota; Perkinsozoa; Perkinsida; Perkinsidae
Exons: 50
Coding region: 1-6705 (2234 amino acids)
Biological process (GO): exocytosis
Cellular component (GO): plasma membrane; exocytic vesicle
Molecular function (GO): neurexin family protein binding
Source: RefSeq, a predicted model, not a curated record
AUGGGUUUUACAGAUCGUCUCAAGUCAUUACGUAAGCCCAAAGUUAGUCAACCACAACAGCAACAGUCCCCGGUCUCUUCUGAGCAGCCAUCGCCGCCGCCUCGCAGUCCACUCGAACGAACCCCGGAGGGAUCGCUUUCGGAGCUGCAGCAGAAGUUAGCCAACCUCAAGGCCACCGUAUCGAGGCCAGCUCAGUCGCCAGCUGCGGCCCAGGCCGCCCAGCAGUUGCUGAACGAUUGCAGGAAUCUGUCGGCGGUGUUGGAGUCCCAGACGGACACUUUCGCUGAUCAGGAGAAUUUCGACCUCGUCCAGGGUGUCUUUGAGACCUCUGAGGAGCUCCGGAAGAUCAGCCAAAAGUUCGACGGGUGGUACAAUGCAGCGACGAGGACUGCUGUUGCCCAUUCGGUAGCGGUCAAUGAGGCUCCUGCUGGCCUACCAGUGACAGCCUCUCAGCCCGUUGGGGACGAUAGGGCACUCAGUGCCUUUGCUCGGCAAAUAUCAGAGUUGAGGACGAUGGUGUGGGACGACUCUAAACCGGUGGAUAGAUGUGACUUGGCAAUAGCCGAGGCGAAGUCGUGUAGUGAGGCAUUAGCCGGCCGUAUCAAUGCCUGGCUUAACAAGAAGGAGUCGGCGAAAGUGGAGAAGUUGAUGCAGUGUAACGACGAGUUGGGGGAUAUCGAGGAGGAGUGGAAGGUUCUGAGGAUGCAGAGAGGCCCUCAAGGGACUAGUGUGGUGGACGGCAGGCAGGAGGAGGAGGAGGUGGGGAGGGAUGAGAGAGAGGCUUUGAAGUCUCAGAGAGAGGAGGAAGAGCGACUGAAGGAAGAGGCUGAACGGAAAGCUAAGGAAGAGCGAGAGGCUAUACAGAAGGCACAGCAGGAGGCCAAGAGGAUAAGGCAAGAGGAAGAGGCGGCUAGGGCUGCUGCUGAAGAGGCCGCGAGGAAGGAGAAGGAGGAGGCAGCGGCUAGGGCUGCUGCUGAAGAGGCCGAGAGGAAGGAGAAGGAGGAGGAGGCGGCGGCUAGGGCUGCUGAAGAGGCCGAGAGGAAGGAGAAGGAGGAGGCGGCAGCGGCUAGGGCUGCUGCUGAAGAGGCCGAGAGGAAGGAGAAGGAGGAGGCGGCGGCGGCUAGGGCUGCUGCUGAAGAGGCCGACAGGAAGGAGAAGGAGGAGGCAGCGGCUAGGGCUGCUGCUGAAGAGGCCGACAGGAAGGAGAAGGAGGAGGCAGCGGCUAGGGCUGCUGCUGAAGAGGCCGACAGGAAGGAGAAGGAGGAGGCAGCGGCUAGGGCUGCUGCUGAAGAGGCCGACAGGAAGGAGAAGGAGGAGGCGGCUAGGGCUGCUGCUGAAGAGGCCGACAGGAAGGAGAAGGAGGAGGCAGCGGCUAGGGCUGCUGAAGAGGCCGACAGGAAGGAGAAGGAGGAGGCAGCGGCUAGGGCUGCUGCUGAAGAGGCCGACAGGAAGGAGAAGGAGGAAGCGGCUAGGGCUGCUGAAGAGGCCGACAGGAAGGAGAAGGAGGAGGCGGCUAGGGCUGCUGCUGAAGAGGCCGACAGGAAGGAGAAGGAGGAAGCGGCUAGGGCUGCUGAAGAGGCCGACAGGAAGGAGAAGGAGGCGGCGGCUAGGGCUGUUGCUGAAGAGGCUGAGAAGAGGAGAGUAGAGAGUGCUAAGGCUGCUGAAGAGUUGUCGAGGAAGUCAGCUGAACAGGAAGCAAAGCGAGUCGAGGCUCCUCGUAUGCAAUCUGCUGAGAACGGCAGCAACACACGUGUGGCCAUUGGGGAGGCAGCAUUUGGUGCAGGGGAGAGGGGGGAGUUGGGGACACCUGUUGAGGCUGGUGUUGUUGUUGUUGCUGGGAGGGCUAUGAGGGAGGAGGCGGCGAAGAAGGCCCAUCAGAGGCGACAGGAGGCGGCACUCGCUGAGAGUGAUGGAUUGUUGGGGCUGGCCAUAGGGUUCCAUAAGGAGCACGGUGGGAAGGCUUAUCAGCAGUCGUGUUUGAGGAUGUGGAGUAUGUACGUUAGAGGUUGUCAGCAUGCUAGGAGGAGGCUGUAUGAGGCAGCCAGUGAUGAGGAAAGGGCUGCUGCUGUCGACUAUGCUACUUCAAUAUCUUUGGACAAGCCCUCGGAUUUGAAGUUGAUAGAGAGCUGUCGGCGGAAGUUGGAGGAGUCGGAUCGACAGGCAGUGCUGCAGUCUGAACUGAAGGCUGCUAUGAAGGCUCGGGAUCUGGCCACGUUGCAAGAGGUGCUACCUGCGAUACCUCGAGACAAGGCGGGACCUGAGGCCUAUCGAGUUCUGUCUGAGGAGAGGCUUCGUGAUGCGGUGAGGAGGAAGGCGGAGCCGGCCGAGCUGGAAAGGCUGAUAACAGAGGCUGAGCGGAGCGGUGCUGCUAUGGUGUAUAUCACGCCGGCUAGAGCUCUUGUGGAAUUUUAUGGCGCGCGACGGAAGUCAGAUCUCAUGGCCUCUGUGUCGUACUGUGCGAAGUUGGGUGUGAAGGAUCUCCCGGCUCGUCCACUGGAGCGGCUAUCUGAGGCCGCGCUGAUUUCGAUAGCGUUUAGAAGGUGGCAGGAGGCAGUGCAUGAGGAGGCGACUCGAACGACUGUGGGGAAGUUCUUCUUUGAGUUGUGGAGGCAUCGGUUGUGGCUGAGGAAGGAGGUGGCGAGGCUAGCAGCGGACGAUGCGGUGGGCUCGGCUGAGCUGGCGGAGGCGAUGAAGGAGUGUGAACGGCUGGACAUUGAGGGGGUUGAGGGGGAUGAGGAGUUGGCCGAGGCGAUGAGAAGGAAGAAGUUGCUCGAGGCGAUCUACUCUGCGAAGAAUGUGAAGGCCUUGGUGGAGGCGACGGAGAGGUGUCGGGAUGCUGGCAUUGUGUUGGAGGAUAAUUUUAUGGCGCGUGAAGCUCUGGGGGACGCGUUGGGAAUGUCGCUGAUCCCGAAAGCCCUGGAGUUGGAGGAGCUUGAGAGGCUGAUAGCUGCUGCGAAGUAUGCAGGAGUGCCAACUACCUAUUCUGAGGAGGUUGUGAAGAGUCGGAGGUGGAAUGCUAGUGUGGCAGUCUUCCGGGAAGGGAAGGAGAAGGAGUUGUUGACGAGGGUGGUUGUGGAGUGGAAGGAGCAUGCGAGGUACUCGGCUAGAUUGGACUCGAUAGAAGGUCGUAUUUGCGUGGAGCACGAGGAGAGGUUGGAGAAGGAAUCCUUCAUAGUGUGGGCUGCCUGGGCGGCUAGGUGGAAGGAUGUGAACGAAAAAGCAGCUGGAAUGAUAAGGUCGUGUGAGGAGGAUCGGGUGAGGGGUGCUUGGGAGGCGUGGAAGACGUAUAGGAAGAACUGGAAGGAGAAGGAGAGGAAGGCGGCUGAGAUGGCGGCGGCUGGUAGUAGGGAGGUGGGCCGGCUCGCACUGGAGAGUUGGAGGGAGCGCUCGGAGGGAGUCCGUGAGAUUGUGGAGGCCUUGAAAUCGGCAAAUGAUGAGAGUUCAUUGACAUCAGCGCUGAGUGCAUGUUGUUAUGAUGAGGAUCUGUCCAGGAGGGCGGGCCCGGAGGCUAUCGAGGCGGCUAAGUCCCGUUUGGCGGCUAUAAGGUUGAGGAAAGCAGUUCAGAAGGGAGGGAGUAGUCCGGCUGAGCUCCGAGAUCUGUGGCGAGAGGCAGGCUGGCCGGAGACCGAUGUUGUGGGAGAUAGGGCUUGGCAGUUGAGUGUUAGACGUCGGGCGUUGCGGAGUUGGGCUGAGGAGGUGAUGGAGAGGAGGGCGGUGACACAUAGGGUGGAGCGUUGUUUGAAGGGGGAGGCGGAGGAUCCCUCCCUCUUCCGUUUGAGGGCUACUCUGGAUUUGGCUAGGGAGCGCGAUGUGAAGGAAAAUGGCGUGAUAAUGGCGGCGGAGCGAAGAUUGGCAGAAAUUGACUUGUCGACGGAGUUGUCCCGACCGAUGCCGUCCCCCGGAGCACUCGGACAGCUGCUGAGGAACUCGUGGCUGGACAGGAACGAUGCGACAGUGCGGAAAAUGGUAGAGGAGGCUAAUACUAUUCGGGCGAACAGUGUUGGGGAUAAGGUGAAGAGGAGAGAAGCUAGAGAUGCAUUGAGCAUCUGGAAAGAGUUUGCGGUUGAGCGAGUGUGCCUCCGACGGAAGCUACUGAAAAGCACGGACGUAGAGGAGUUGUCUAAGUUGGUGGAGGAGUUAUCGGUGCCGGGUCAUGCUCAUGGAGACCUUGUUCUGUCUACGGGGGCGAAGGAUCGACUGGAGAUGCUCGAGUGGGCUAGGCAGCAGGAGGAGGCUAAGAGGCAACGGUUUCAACGAUUCCAGAAGAAGUGGGAGGAAGAGGAGAGUCGAUGGUCGUUGAGGACGGAGGUGUCACCAAGGGUGUGGCCAGAGGAGGAUCGGAAGGCUGACUAUUUUCAUACUACUGUUCCGAAGAUCAGAGGCUUUGCGACUACACCGCUCAAGAGGGGUCGUGUGGACCUGUCGUCAUCUCGUAGCAUAACACCUCGUACCACACCAUCGCUGUCUCACACCGUGUACUCCCCCUGGGGUGACAGGAGUCUGUCACCUGCCACCUCGAUGGACCUCACGAAGUUCUCAUUGAAGACACCGUCACCGCGCCACGAAGUUGAUACCAGUGGCCUCCUCGGCACUUUCGGUCAGUACGCGGGCUUCCAGGCUUUGUGUAGUGGAAUAGCCCGACAAGUGGUGUAUACGGAUCUGGGAGACCCCGUUACAUCUGUCCACGCUGGGGAGUGGGGUAUAGGGGCUGGCACUAUGUUGGGUAAGGUGUGGUAUUACUCCUUGGAACUGGACGAGAGAGUACCCCUGGCGGGCUUUUCUGAUGAUGCUGUUAAAGCUAUCUUCGUGAGGGAUCCUUAUACGGAAAGUGUAAGGCGAGACCAGGGCGAAGACGCUUUUUGUACAGCGCGGAGCCCAGAUGAUGACAAGGUGGAUCUCGAGAAUGGUUUCGGGCAUCAGAUGGCUGAUCUACUACACCCAGAUGAGCCGACUGCCCCAAUAGUGUAUGCUACUGUCGGCGAUAGCUGCGCUAAGAUCUUUGAUACAGCAGAUCCUCAUCAGCAGACUGUGUUCAAGUUCGAGCGACGGAGCUCGGCAUCGGUGAAGUACGUGGUGCAGCGGCAAAAUCAGGUGGCCAUCGUUUUCCCAGAUCUGGUCACGGAGAGUCAGAACAUGACUCCGUUCCGGCUGCAGGGGACGGACGAUGAUGUUACUAUGGCGUGUCCAACGGACAUGCGGAAUCUUAUCCUCUUGUUAGUGGAGCAUUACGAUGUGAAGCCACCGUGUUAUAAAGUAGUGGAUCUUGAACACGACCAGCAGGUUCUCGACUACGCUCAGUUGCCUGGCCGAGGCCGACUUUGUUAUUUUGUACGGAUGCUCGGUCCACGGUAUUUGGUUUUCGUUUCUGACGCCUGUAAGCUGUGUGUGUACGACUACGUUGCUAAAAAAACUUUGCAUGUGUUAAAGGAGCAUAAGAAAGAUAUAGUAUCGCUGGACACUACUUUUAGUGACGAGGAGUUCAUCUCGGUCGAUACACGUGGAGAAGUCCGCUUGUGGAAUGCCACGGAAGGGUCGGUGGCUGAGGAGGGCCCAGUGCAUACUAUGGGAGGCUACGCUAGGAGGGGGUCGAGGACUGGGGAGCCCGAGGACGAGGAAAUGAGCCCCGUCGCAGCCCUUGGAGGAAAGGCUGGUCUCAUCAGGGGUCGAGAGCUCGGCAGGAGGGGACAGUUGGAGGGUGGGUACGAUGGGGAGGCGUACUGUGAGAAGGCUAUGAGGGCUGCAUUGAAUGCUCCCACUGGGCUGUCGCCUUAUCUACCCCACAGAUCGAUAUCACCUCUGCCGGGGCGUCAGUCAUCUAUUGGGGGCACGCCGAUGUCGGCUGUGUCGCGUCACCAGUCACCAGGACGAGAGAGUCAUACGUCAAGUAAGUCCGGUGAGCGUGGUCAGAGGGUCCAGCGUGGGCACUCCGGUGUCGGUCGGUAUCGUCGUGCUAUAGCGGAGGAGCAUGUGGAGGGCACAGAGGGGUUUGGGGUAGGGAGGCCCCCGAGGGCGCAGGUAGGGGCACGUCGUCAUCGUGGUGAUGGUGAGGGAAAGCCGUGGUCGGAAGAGGAGGACGGCGAUAGGAACUCUGUAGAGGAGGUUGUCGAGGCCCUGCAGGAGGACGAGCCGGAGAUCCUGGAGGAGCUGCCCUCAACCCGACAGGUGUCACCACGUGAGGCCAAGAGGCGGGUCCCAGCAGCGGAGUCGCUGGUUAGCAAUACGCUGGGAUCGUUGUCUUCCUCGGAAGGAUCGAUACUCUCUAUGGUGGACCGUGAGGCGCUCCCAGUUAAGACCACGGAAACACAGACGGACGAGCUGGAGGGCUAUCGGGGGGAGGCUCCGGUCCAGAGUCCCCAGUCGAAGGUAGGGCCCGACGCGGGGCCGCCCGCCUAUACCCCCGGUCGGCAUGGCUAUAGGGUCGGUGGAGGCACGGCUGAGUCGGCACGGGCUGCUGCUGCUGCUGCUGCUAGUGGUGCUAGACGUACGCCGCACUACGCUACUCCAGGGUGGGACGAGAGGACACAGGAGCUACGGGAAAAGGAGGCUAGGUUGGAAAUGUAUCUGGCGGAGUCGGCAAGGCGUCGUGAGGUCCUCAUGGACUCUAUUAAGAGACGCCAUGCUACGGCACACCACCGAGGGGCUACGGCGGCGAGGGAGCUGGAUUUUGGUGGUGGUGGCUGGGCUCAACGUAGUGUGGAGAAGUAG